AUGAAGCAAAAUUCUUUGAUAGUGUUGCGUCCUGUUUGUUUCUUCAUUUUCCUGAUACUUGUGGUGUUAUCUUUGGCUGCUGUGUUGGUCACAUUAUGGUUCAACAAGGUUGUACCAAUCGAGAAGGAAGUGAAGUUGAUAGCUCACAACAUCAAUCAAGAUUUGAUAUCACAAAUUCACAAUGCAGCUGCAUUCUUCUCUCCCAGCAAUGCUUCAGCCGUCAACAUUGCGCGGAUUUUGAGUUUCUGUUUGGAUAAUAAUGAUCCCCAAUUGACAAAUAUUGAAUCAAAGGUGGUUCCUGCACUAUUUCAAGCCUUUUCAACAAUUCCAUACCUGUCUCAGAUUUCUUACAUUGGUUUGAAUGGCUUAUUCUUCGCGUAUUGUAAAGAAGGGGACGAGCCUUUUGCAUUGUACUCGAACUCAACCUUUCCUGCACGAAAAGAUGCAGAAGAGAAGAAGUACACAUGGUAUUUGCAGCCUGCAAAUCGUAAUACGGGGAAGCUAUAUGGAGUGGCGACUAAGUUUCCCGCACCUGAACUGGUUAAAAGUAGCUGGUUACAAGGAGCCUUGAAUAGCACAAAUGGAUAUGCCUCAGUGGGGAGUGGGUGGAGAGAUUCUCAAGAUGUUCUGCUACUCAGCACUGUUCGGUUGGAUGGAAACGGACUAAUUUCUUUAGGCUUCCGUGUGAAGCCUAUGGUUGAUUUCUUGGUUGCUCAAAUGACCUUUUAUGAUGGAAGCUUGUAUCUGUUUACAAAGGAUUGGAAUGUGACCAUUAAAGGCUUCCCAAGCAGUCGUGUCAGUGUCAUCUUGGAUGGAAAUCAGGUUUUGUUUCAGGUGUCAAACCCCGAUGAUGGCCAGCUCCAGACAGUGGGAAACAUCAGUUGCAACGACGAGCGUAUUUUGAGCAUUGGAGGGAACAAGUAUGUGUUCAACUGCUCACCAGCUAAGAUUGCUGGAGUUGAAUUUGUGUUUGUGUUGGCUGUGGCACUUGAUAAGUACUCGAGCCUAGUUCACAAGAACAUAAGAUUGUGCUUUGCUCUGAUAGUUGUAAUGGUUGGUGCUGUGGUGAUCACGAUAUGCAUUUUCGUGUCACUGAUAGUGGAAGCUGCUAGAAGGGAGAUGUCACUGUGUGGCGCAUUGAUAAAGCAGAUGGAAUCAACCCAGCAAUCGGAGAGAAAGAGCAUGAACAAGAGUCUCGCUUUUGCAAGUGCAAGCCAUGACAUUCGUGCUUCUCUAGCAGGCAUAAGCGGCCUCGUAGAAGUGUGUCGCACUCAGCUUAUUAAAAGGGACCCUUGCAGCUCACAAGUCCUGGAAAAUCUGUUGCAGAUGGAAUCCUGCACGAGGGACCUUUUAGGGAUAUUGAACUGCAUCCUUGAUAUGAGCAAGAUAGAAGCCGGGAAGAUGCAACUUGAGGAGCAGGUGUUCGAUGUGGAGCAGCUUCUGGAAGACGUGGUUGAUCUUUAUCAUCCUGUGGGCAUGAAGAAAGGGGUAGACGUAAUCUUGGACCCAUGCGAUGGGUCCAUCGCAAGAUGUUGUUGGGCUAGAGGUGACAGGAGCAAGCUGAAGCAAAUAUUGAGCAACUUACUUAGCAAUGCUGUCAAAUUUACCACAGAGGGACAUGUGAGUGUUGGAGCUUGGGCAAGAAAACCUUGCCUCGAAAAUGAAAUGCUUGGCUCCUCUCAAACCAACUGCUGCCUAUUCAAGAUUAACAGACCAAACAACCAAUCAAACAGCGAUCCCAACUGCAUGGAUUUCACAUUCGAGGUGAACGACACGGGAAAAGGCAUUCCAAGGGAGCAGAGAAAAUCUGUUUUUGAGAACUAUAUCCAAGUGAGGGAAACCGCGGUGGGACAGCAAGGGACUGGUCUAGGCCUUGGGAUUGUGCAGUCCCUGGUGCGCCUAAUGGGGGGAGAGAUAGGGAUUGUGGACAAGGAAGUUGGCGAAAGAGGCACUUGCUUCAGUUUCAAUGUGUUGAUGACAGCACGCCCGAGCACAGUCGAUUUCUGGGAGCCUAAACCGCCAAAAUCGCGAGUGGUGCUGCUGCUGAAGAGCGAUCAAAGGAGCAAUGUGUUGCAAGCCUUCAUGAAGAGGCUCGGGAUCAAGGUGCACACGGUGAAGCAGCACCAGCAACUCGGUCCUACUUUGAAGAAAAUCAAGCAGAAAAUGAUGAACCUAUCAAACCAUAGCUGUAACAGCUCUUCGAGCUCCAGAUCAGUCCCUUUGAGCAGCCUCGAUGGCGUUGAUCAGUCUGGAAUGGUGCUGAUGGUGGUGGACACGCACGUGGGGGCUUUGUCGGAUAUUAAGAGAGAAAUUGGGGAUUUCAGAAAGGAUAUCAGGUGCUAUACUAGGGUGGUUUGGUUGGAUUCGCCGGAUUUUGAUCAGGACGAGCUGGCGCCACCGGAUUUGGUCAUCUCGAAGCCAUUUCACGGAUCGCGUUUGUAUGAGACGGUUAGUCUAUUACCAGAGUUCGGGGGCAUGGCUACGAGGAGAGGGGGUGAUAUUUCACCUGCGGUUGGUAGUGCAGAGGAGGAGGUGGGGAAGCCAUUGGCGGGUAAGAAGAUACUGGUGGUGGACGAUGAUCCCGUGGGGCGGAAGAUAGCUACAUUUGUGGCUUGUAGUCUUGGUGCGGUUGCUACAUGCUGCGAGACUGGGGCGGCGGCGUUGCAGCUUGUAUGCGAGAGGCUCAAAGACGGGGUAUCGGGUAGUUUCGAUUUCAUAUUGAUGGACUGCGAGAUGCCGGUGAUGGACGGAAGCGAGGCGACUGCAAGGAUUAGAGAAGCCGAGGGCAGUUACAGCGUUCGAACAACGAUCGUGGCGUUGAGCGCCGGAGACGAGAUGGAGAGGAAUAGGAUGAUGGAGGCAGGUGUGGAUGCCUACAUCACCAAACCACUCAAUACCAAUAAUCUUCUCCAGGCUCUAUCACCACUCAUUACCACUUACAGAAUGCCAGAAUCACCAAUCUAAGCUGAGUUUUUCACACUAAAAUUACACAUAAUUGUGGAUUUCAAAUGUUUUAUACAUACUUGAAUUAAGAUCAAAUGCUCCUAUUUUUAGCCUUUCUUAUUUUGA
This is a messenger RNA of Salvia hispanica, 3069 nucleotides long. It is a transcript of the gene CKI1, whose product is annotated as Signal transduction histidine kinase. Gene Ontology annotation, biological process: phosphorelay signal transduction system; phosphorylation. Gene Ontology annotation, molecular function: phosphorelay sensor kinase activity. NCBI's taxonomy places the organism in Eukaryota, Viridiplantae, Streptophyta, Magnoliopsida, Lamiales, Lamiaceae. The record is from RefSeq and is a predicted model, not a curated record.